Messenger RNA from Dipodomys ordii (Ord's kangaroo rat), 17344 nucleotides. It is a transcript of the gene Dst, whose product is annotated as dystonin. Gene Ontology annotation, molecular function: microtubule binding; calcium ion binding; structural molecule activity. The transcript has 94 exons. The record is from RefSeq and is a predicted model, not a curated record. Lineage: Eukaryota; Metazoa; Chordata; Mammalia; Rodentia; Heteromyidae. Gene Ontology annotation, biological process: hemidesmosome assembly; cytoplasmic microtubule organization; wound healing. Gene Ontology annotation, cellular component: intercalated disc; focal adhesion; hemidesmosome. The coding region runs from base 228 to 16742 and encodes 5504 amino acids.
UCAGAGCCAGCCCGCGCCACAUCAGGAGAAGGGUUGCAGCGGCAGCCGCCGCCCGCCUGGAAGAAGUGAAGCCGGUGGUGGAAGCUCAGCACCAGAGUGAGCCGGAAGGCUCCGUGAGGAAGAGGAGGAUCAAGAAGAGCAGCCGUGUGCAGCCGGAAUUCUACCACUCGGUCCAGGGCGCGCCCACCCGCAGGCCCAGCUCCGGGAACGCGUCCUACCGCUGCUCCAUGUCCUCCUCUGCGGAUUUUUCUGACGAGGAAGAUUUCAGCCAGAAAUCUGGCUCCGCGUCACCAGCUCCCGGAGACACCUUGCCCUGGAAUUUGCCUAAACAUGAGCGAUCCAAAAGGAAGAUUCAGGGGGGCUCCGUGCUGGACCCCGCAGAGCGGGCCGUGCUCAGGAUAGCAGAUGAGCGAGACAAAGUCCAAAAGAAAACUUUCACAAAAUGGAUAAACCAGCAUCUCAUGAAGGUUCGCAAACACGUGAAUGACCUCUAUGAAGACUUGAGGGAUGGACACAGCUUGAUCUCCCUCCUAGAGGUUCUUUCUGGGGACACCUUGCCCAGGGAGAAAGGUCGAAUGCGCUUUCACAGACUGCAGAAUGUACAAAUUGCACUGGACUAUUUGAAAAGACGCCAGGUGAAGUUGGUGAACAUCAGGAAUGAUGACAUCACGGAUGGCAACCCCAAACUGACACUCGGGUUGAUAUGGACAAUAAUUUUGCACUUUCAGAUCUCUGACAUCCAUGUGACGGGAGAGUCGGAGGACAUGUCUGCAAAGGAGAGGCUGCUGCUUUGGACCCAGCAGGCCACUGAGGGCUAUGCCGGGGUCCGGUGUGAAAACUUCACCACUUGCUGGAGAGAUGGAAAACUAUUCAAUGCCAUCAUUCAUAAAUACAGGCCGGACCUGAUAGACAUGAAUACUGUUGCUGUUCAAAGCAACCUUGCAAAUUUAGAGCACGCUUUCUAUGUAGCUGAGAAAAUUGGUGUAAUAAGACUUCUGGAUCCUGAAGAUGUGGAUGUCUCUUCACCUGAUGAGAAGUCAGUAAUAACGUAUGUGUCCUCUCUCUAUGACGCCUUCCCGAAAGUGCCCGAAGGUGGUGAAGGCAUCGGUGCAAAUGAUGUUGAAGUCAAAUGGAUCGAAUACCAGAACAUGGUGAACUACCUCAUGCAGUGGAUCAGACACCACGUGACCACAAUGUCUGAGAGAACAUUUCCUAAUAACCCUGUAGAGCUGAAGGCACUUUAUAAUCAGUAUUUACAGUUUAAAGAAACAGAAAUUCCACCAAAGGAGUCAGAAAAAUCCAAAAUUAAGCGCUUAUAUAAGUUAUUAGAGAUUUGGAUAGAAUUUGGGCGUGUCAAACUCCUCCAAGGCUAUCAUCCAAAUGACAUAGAAAAGGAGUGGGGCAAACUCAUCAUCGCCAUGCUGGAGAGAGAGAAGGCACUGCGCCCCGAAGUGGAGAGGCUGGACAUGCUGGUGCAGAUUGCCCACCGCGUCCAGAGAGACAGCAUCCUCUGCGAAGACAGACUGGGCCUGGCUCGGAACGCACUCCAGUCUGAUUCCAAAAGACUAGAAUCAGGGCUACAGUUUCAGAAUGAAGCCGAGAUUGCCGGGUACAUCCUUGAGUGUGAAAAGCUCUUACACCAGCAUGUGAUUGACACGCAGAUUCUUCUUGAUGGAAAAUACUACCAGGCAGAUCAGUUGGUACAGAGGGUCGCUAAGCUCCGUGAUGAAAUUUUGGCCUUAAGGAGUGAGUGUGCCUCAGUGUAUAGCAAAGGACGCAUGCUGACCACAGAACAAACAAAGCUCAUGAUAUCAGGAAUCACUCAGAGUUUAAAUGCAGGAUUUGCACAGACCUUAAACCCUUGUCUGAACUCAGGGCUGACCCAGAGUUCAACCCCUUCCCUGACCUCUUCCAGUGUGACUUCCGGCCUUUCCUCAGGGCUGACAUCCCGUCUCACUCCCUCAGUCACCCCAGUGUAUGCUCCUGGUUUUCCAGUGGGAUUAGUUCCAAAUUUCAGUUCAGGAGUUGAGCCAGCCUCCUUGCAGACUCUGAAACUGAUGCAGAUCCGAAAACCACUCAUGAAGUCAUCUUUGAUGGAUCAGAAUUUAACAGAAGAGGAAGUCAACAUGAAAUUUGUCCAGGAUCUUUUGAACUGGGUUGAUGAGAUGCAGGUGCAGUUGGACCACACCGAGUGGGGCUCAGAUUUGCCAAGUGUUGAGAGCCAUUUAGAAAAUCACAAAAAUGUUCACCGAGCUAUUGAAGAAUUUGAAUCUAGUCUUAAAGAAGCAAAAAUCAGUGAGAUUCAAAUGACAGCACCUCUUAAGUUAACUUAUGCAGAGAAGUUGCACAGAUUAGAGAGUCAGUAUGGAAAACUCUUGAAUACAUCUAGGACUCAGGAGCACCACCUGGACACGCUUCAUAAUUUUGUAACUCGGGCAACUAAUGAACUUAUCUGGUUGAAUGAAAAAGAGGAGGAGGAAGUUGCUUAUGACUGGAGUGAGAGAAAUACCAACAUAGCUCGGAAAAAAGAAUAUCAUGCUGAAUUAAUGCGAGAACUUGAUCAAAAGGAAGAAAAUAUUAAAUCAGUCCAGGAGAUAGCAGAUCAGCUACUUCUAGAAAAUCACCCAGCCCGUUUGACUAUUGAGGCCUACAGAGCAGCCAUGCAGACACAGUGGGGCUGGAUCUUACAACUUUGCCAGUGUGUGGAGCAGCACAUCAGAGAGAACGCUGCAUACUUUGAGUUUUUCAAUGAUGCCAAAGAAGCUGCUGAUUACUUGAAGAAUCUGAGAGAUACUGUCCAGCGGAAGUACAGCUGUGACCGAUCAAGCAGCGUCCACAGGCUGGAAGACCUCGUUCAGGAGUCCAUGGAAGAGAAAGAACAACUCCUGCAGUAUAAGAGUACAGUAGCCAGCCUGGUGGGCCGAGCAAAAACAGUAAUUCAGCUGAGACCAAGGACUCCCGAGUAUCCACUCAAAACCUCUGUCCCCAUCCAGGCUCUCUGCGACUACAGACAGAUUGAGAUAACUAUUUACAAAGAUGACGAGUGUGUGCUGGCAAACAACUCUCACCGUGCCAAGUGGAGGGUCAUCAGCCCAACAGGGAACGAGGCAAUGGUCCCUUCCGUGUGCUUCACUGUGCCUCCACCCAACAAAGAUGCAGUCGACUUUGCAAACAGAAUUGAGCAGCAGUAUCAGAAUGUCCUGGCUCUUUGGCAUGAGUCUCACAUAAACAUGAAGAGUGUGGUAUCCUGGCAUUACCUUCUCAGUGAAAUUGACAGGACACGAGCAAGCAGCGUGGCUUCAAUCAAGACCAUGCUGCCCGGUGAGCAUCAGCAAGUCCUCAGUAAUCUGCAGUCUCGGUUUGAAGAUUUCCUGGAAGAUAGCCAAGAAUCUCGGGUGUUUUCAGGCUCUGAUAUAACACAGCUAGAAAAGGAGGUUAACGUGUGCAAGCAGUACUAUCAAGAACUCCUUAAGUCUGCAGAAAGAGAGGAACAAGAGGAGUCCGUUUAUAAUCUCUACAUCUCUGAAGUUCGGAACAUCAGACUUCGCCUGGAAAGCUGUGAAGAUGGGUUGAUCAGGCAGAUCCGAACCCCCCUGGAACGAGAUGACAUACGUGAGAGUGGAUUCCGAAUCACAGAGCAGGAGAAACUAAAGAAAGAGCUGGAGCGACUUAAAGAUGACUUGGCAACAAUCACAAAUAAAUGUGAAGAAUUUUUCAGUCAAGCAGCUGCCUCUCCCUCUGUACCCACCCUGCGGUCCGAGCUGAGCGUGGUUCUUCAGAGCAUGAACCAUACCUACUCCAUGUCCUCCACUUACAUAGAGAAGUUGAAAACCAUUAAUUUAGUAUUGAAAAAUACUCAAGCUGCAGAGGCUCUUGUAAAACUCUAUGAAACCAAACUCUGUGAAGAAGAAGCAGUUGUGGCUGACAAGAACAAUAUUGAGAAUCUAAUGAGCACUCUAAAGCAAUGGCGAUCUGAAGUGGAUGAGAAGAGGGAGGUGUUCCACUCUUUGGAGGAUGAGCUGCAGAAAGCAAAAGCUAUCAGUGAUGAAAUGUUCAAGACAUACAAAGAACGGGACCUUGAUUUUGACUGGCACAAAGAAAAGGCAGACCAGUUAGCUGAGAGGUGGCAGAAUGUUCACAUGCAGAUCGACAACAGGCUGCGGGAUCUGGAGGGCAUCGGGAGAUCACUGAAGAACUACAGAGACACCUAUCACCCUUUAGACGACUGGAUCCAACAGGUUGAAACUGCGCAGAGAAAGAUUCAGGAAAAUCAGCCUGAAAACAGCAAAACUUUAGCCACACAGUUGAACCAACAGAAAAUGCUGGUGUCUGAGAUAGAAAUGAAACAGAGCAAAAUGGACGAGUGCCAAAAAUAUGCAGAGCAGUACUCCGCAACAGUGAAGGACUAUGAAUUACAGACAAUGACCUACCGGGCCAUGGUAGACUCUCAGCAGAAAUCCCCUGUUAAGCGCCGCAGAAUGCAGAGCUCUGCGGAUCUCAUUAUUCAAGAGUUCAUGGACCUGCGGACUCGGUACACUGCCCUGGUCACUCUCAUGACCCAGUAUAUUAAAUUUGCUGGUGACUCACUGAAGAGGCUGGAAGAAGAGGAGAAGUCUCUGGAAGAAGAAAAGGAAGAACAUGUUGAAAAAGCCAAAGAAUUGCAGAAAUGGGUGUUAAACAUAAGCAAGACCUUAAGGAACGGAGAGAAGGCUGGGAAACCUCUCUUCUCUAAGCAGAAGAUUUCCAGUGAGGAAAUAUCAACCAAGAAGGAACAAUUAUCUGAAACACUUCAGACCAUGCAACUCUUUCUGGCUAAACAUGGCGACAAGAUGACGGAAGAAGAAAGAAUCGAACUGGAAAAACAAGUGAAAACUCUUCAAGAAGGUUAUAAUUUAUUAUGUAGCGAGUCUCUGAAACAGCUGCAAGGAUCCCAACCUUUGGGAGAUGCGAUGAUGGAUGAGAAGGUGUUGGCUGAGCGUCAGCAGGAGUACAAAGAGAAACUCCAGGGGGUGUGCGACCUCCUCACCCAAACUGAAAACCGUCUGAUCGGCCACCAAGAAGCCUUCGUGACUGGAGAUGGCACAGUAGAGUUGAAGAAGUACCAGUCCAAGCAAGAGGAAUUACAGAAAGAUAUGCAAGGAAGUGCACAGGCAUUGGCAGAAAUAGUGAAAAACACAGAAAACUUCCUAAAAGAGAGCGGUGGGAAGCUGUCCCAGGAAGACAAGGCUCUGAUUGAGCGGAAGCUGAGUGAAGCGAAGGCCAAGUGUGAGCAGCUGCAUGUGAAGGCGGAGCAGUCGAGGAAGGAGCUGGACAAGGUCCUGACAACGGCGCUCCAGGAGGAGACAGAAAAGGUUGCAGCUGCUAGGCUGCUAGAAGAGAACAAAAUUAAAAUCGAAAACCUUCUGGACUGGUUGGACUCUGAAAAGGCAGGGGCAGAACACACCCAGGGUAUCCAGCAGAAUGGGACCCAUUUUCAGGAAGUGAAUGGCAAGUCAGAGGUUGGAGAGGAGGACGAAGUCAAUGGGAACUUGACUGGAACCGAUGCCAGUGGGCAAGUUGUGGGCACUGAGCAGCUUCUGGACCAGCAGUACCAGAAGGUCAAGGCCCAGCAUGAGAAGCUUGUGGCUCAGCACCAAGCUGUCAUCAUUGCCACGCAGUCUGCACAGUCACUUCUUGAGAGGCAGGGCCAUCUCCUGGCCCCUGAGGAGAGGAAGAAGCUGCAGCAAAACAUGAAAGCCCUGAAAGCUCAUUACGAGACGGCGUUGACCGAGGCAGAGAGGAGGGUGAAGCUGGCGCACUCUCUGCAGGAAGAGCUGGGGAAGUUUGAGGCGGACCACAGUGAGUUUGAGCACUGGCUGGAGCAGUCGGAACAGGAGCUGGAGAACCUGGAGGCUGGGGCGGACGACUUCAGUGGUUUGAUGGCCAAGCUGAAGAGGCAGAAGAGUUUCUCUGAAGAUGUGAUUGCUCACAAAGGCGACUUGAGGUACAUCACCAUGUCAGGAAACAGGGCCUUGGAAGCUGCCAGGUCCUGUGGUCGGGGAGACCAGGGCAGCGUCGACACCUCUGCUGCCCACAGGGAGGUGCAGAGCAAGCUGGACCAGGCCACCGACCGCUUCCGGUCCCUCUACACCAAGUGUAGUGUCCUUGGAAAUAACCUUAAAGACCUGGUGGAUAAAUAUCAGCACUACGAAGAUGCUUCCUGUGGACUUCUUUCUGGGCUCCAGGCCUGUGAGGCUGCCGCAAGCAAACAUCUCUGUGAACCUAUUGCUGUGGACCCCAAAAAUCUACAAAGGCAGCUAGAAGAGACCAAGGCUCUGCAAGGACAGAUCUCCAGCCAGCAGGUGGCGGUAGAGAAGCUGAAGAAGACUGCUGACACGCUUCUCGGCACCGCAGGGGUCUUGCUUCCAGCCAGGAACGACAUCCAGAGAACAUUGGACGACAUCGUCGGGAGAUAUGACGAUCUGUCCAGGUCUGUGAACGAACGAAACGAAAGACUGCAGAUCACACUGACGCGCUCGCUGAGUGUGCAGGACGGUCUCGAUGAGAUGCUGGACUGGAUGGGAAGCGUGGAGAGGUCACUGGCUGACCUGGGCCCGGCACCCUUGAACACCGCAGCCCUCCAGGAGCUCAUCACGAAGAACAUCAUGCUGGAGCAGGACAUCGCAGGGCGUCAGAGCAGUGUAAAUGCCAUGAAUGAGAAGGUGAAGACAUUCAUGGAGACCACAGAUCCCUCCACUGCUUCCUCACUGCAGGCAAAAAUGAAGGACCUAUCUGCCAGGUUUUCAGAAGCCAGGCAUAAGCACCAAGAAAAACUCGCCAAAAUGGAGGAGUUGAAAACCAAAGUAGAACUGUUCGAGAACCUCUCAGAGAAGCUCCAAACAUUCCUAGAAACAAAAGCUCAGGCCCUCAGUGAGGUAGAUGUGCCAGGGAAAGAUGUUUCAGAGCUGUCUCAGCACAUGCAGGAAUCAACUUCUGAACUCUUAGAACGCAAGAAGGAUCUUGAAGCUCUGCAUGGUCUCCUGAAGGAGAUAUGCAGCCAUGGCUUACCGGGAGAUAAAGCGCUCGUUUUUGAAAAGACAAAUAACUUGUCCAAGAAAUUCAAAGAAAUGGAAGAUGCCAUCAAAGAAAAAAAACAAGUUCUAACUUCUUGUCAAGAACAGCUAGAGGCUUUCCAAGUCCUUGUUAAAACACUGAAGUCGUGGAUAAAAGAAACAACAGAGAAAGUUCCUGGAGUGCAGCCUUCCCUGGGUGCUGAGGAUUUAGAAAGAUCUCUGGAAGAAACUCAGAAAUUACAGGAAGAGUGGAGUUCAAAAAGUACAGACAUUCAGAAAGUCAGCAGUAGUGGGUCCUCUCUGUGUAACCUCAUGAGCACCUUGAGCACGCCAGCCAAAGCCAUGGCUGCAGCUAAACCAGGUGGAUUAAUAUUGAAUGGUGAAGGAACAGAUUCAAACACCCAAGAUUUUUUGGCAAAUAAAGCUUUAACAUCCAUUAAAAAGGACAUGACUGACAUAAGCCAUGGCUAUGAAGACCUUGGCCUCUUACUCAAGGACAGGCUGGCAGAACUGAGCUCUAAACUCUCCAGAUUGCAGCGGGCUCAGGAAGAAUCAAGCACAAUGAUGCAGUGGUUACAGAAAAUGAAUAAAACUGCCACAAAAUGGCACCAGACACCAACACCUACCGACGUGGAAGGUGUGAAGACUCAGGUUGAGCAGAACAAGUCAUUUGAAGCAGAACUGAAGCAAAAUGUAAACAAGGUUCAGGAAUUGAAAGACAGACUGACAGAGCUAGUGGAGGAGAGUCCUGAGUCUCCAGAGGCCCCCAAGUGGAAGCGCAUGCUGACGGAGAUAGAUUCCAAGUGGCAAGAACUCAACCAGUUGACAAUUGAUAGACAGCAAAAGCUGGAAGAAUCCUCCAAUAAUCUAACCCAAUUCCAGACUGCAGAGACCCAGUUAAAACAGUGGCUUGUGGAGAAGGAGCUGAUGGUCAAUGUCCUGGGACCCUUGUCAACUGACCCAAACAUGCUGAGCACGCAAAGACAGCAGGUGCAGAUCCUGUUGCAAGAAUUUGACACGCGGAGGCCUCAGUAUGAGCAGCUGGUGGCUGCCGGGCAAGGCAUCCUGAGCCGACCUGGAGAGGACCUCUCCUCACAUGGUGUGGUGAAGGAGCAGCUGGCCACUGUGACCCAGAAGUGGGAUGGUCUGACGGGACAAUUGAGUGACAGGUGUGAUCGGAUUGACCAAGCCAUUGUGAAGAGCACCCAGUAUCAGAGCCUGCUGCGAAGCCUUUCCGAUAAGCUGGCCGAGCUGGACAGUCAGUUCUGCCUAGCCGUGAGUGCCCAUCCAGGCGCUGUGAACCAGCAGCUGGAAAUGGCCCAAAAGCUGAAGCAGGAAAUAGAGCAAGAAAGGAAGCAGAUAAAAGCGGCCCGGGCACUCAGCGAGGACCUGUCAGCACUGGUUAGAGAGGAGUACUUGAAAGCGGAGCUCACCAGGCAGCUAGAGGGCGUCGUGAAGUCAUUCAAUGACAUCGAGCACAAAGCAGAGAAUCACGUCCAGCACCUUCAGUCAGCCUGUGCAAGCUCUCAUCAAUUUCAACAAAUGUCCAGAGACUUCCAGACUUGGCUGGAUACCAAGAAAGAAGAGCAAGUCAAGUUUCACCCAAUAUCAGCUAAGCUUGAUGUCCUGGAGUCCUUAAUUAAAGAUCAGAAAGACUUUGGCCAAACUUUGACUGCACAGUCGACUGUUUAUGAGAAAACCAUCGCAGAAGGUGAGAAUCUGCUACUGAAAACGCAAGGAGCCGAGAAGGCAUCCUUACAGCUGCAGCUCAACACCAUUAAAACCGCCUGGGAUGGACUCAAGCAGCAGGCCAGGGAAAGAGAGAGCAAGUUACAGGAUGCUUUGGAGAAAGCUCUCAAGUACAGAGCGCAUCUGGAGACCUUGCAGCCCUGGAUCGAGGCGUGCCAGCACAGUCUGAACCAAGUGGCAUUCCGACUAGAUCCCUCUGACACUGAGAACUCUCUCGCUAAGUUAAAAUCUCUGCAGAAGGAAAUGGACCAGCACUUCGGUACAGUGGAGCUCUUGAGCAGCACAGCGGAGUGUCUGCUCAGCGUGUGCGAGGUGGACAAGGAGACUGUUAAAGAUGAGAGCACCUCCAUGGUCCAGAAGGUCCGCCUAGUCACCGAGCAGCUUCACAACAAGAAAUCCUCCCUGGAGAACAUGGCCCAGAGGUGGAAGGAGCUCCAGGAAGUUUCCAGAGAUGCUGAAAGGCAGCUGCAGUGUGCAAAGGAACAGCUGAGUGUCCAUGACUCUCUAGGCCCCCAGGCUCACAGCAGCAAGCAUCUGAGCAUGCUGCAGGCUCAGCAGAGGUCACUGCAGGCCGUGGGGCAGCAGGUGGACCUGGCCAGAAGGCUUGUCCAAGACCUCGUGGUGGGGGCCACGGACGCAAAUGGUGCUGCGGAGGUUUUACUGCAGGCAGAGACGUUGGCCCAGGAGCACAGCUCACUGAGCCAGCAGGUGGCAGACAGGUGUUCUUUUCUAGAGACCAAACUUCAAGGCAUCGGACACUUCCAGAAUUCCAUCCGAGAAAUGUUCUCCCAGUUUGCAGAGUGUGAUGAUGAGUUGGACAGUAUGGCCCCCGUGGGGAGAGACAUGGACACACUGCAGAAUCAAAAGGAGGCCAUCCAAGCCUUUCUGAAGAAGCUGGAAGCCCUCAUGGUGAGCAACGACAAUGCUAAUAAAACCUGCAAGAUGAUGCUGGCCUCGGAGGAACCCACUCCGGACCUGGUGGGAAUCAAAAGGGACUUGGAGGCCUUGAGCAAGCAGUGCCACAAGCUGCUGGAUCGCACGCAGGCCCGCGGGGAGCAGGUGGCGGGGACCACCGAGCGUCUGGGCCAGUUCUACAGCAAGCUGGGAGACUUUUCUGACCAGCUUCGGAAGGCGGAGGAGCACGAGGAAUCCCAGGGUCCGGUUGGCAUGGAAACAGAGGCCAUCAAUCAGCAGCUUGAGACAUUCAGGGCGUUCCAGAAAGAAGAGAUCGAGCCCCUGCAGGGGAAGCAGCAGGACAUGAACUGGCUGGGCCAGGGCCUCAUUCAAAGUGCGGGCAAGGGCACCAGCACGCAGGGCCUGGAGCAGGACCUGGACGAGGCCAACGUGCGGUGGAAGAUGCUCAACAAGAAGGUGGCCCAGCGGGCGGCACAGCUGCAGGCGGCCCUGCUGCACUGCGGGCGGUUCCAGGACGCCCUGGAGUCCCUGCUCAGCUGGAUGGCAGACACCGAGGAGCUGGUGGCCAAUCAGAAGCCUCCCUCCGCAGAGUUCAAAGUGGUGAAGGCCCAGAUACAGGAGCAGAAGCUUCUCCAAAGAUUGUUGGAUGACCGCAAGUCUACCGUGGAGGUUAUCAAGCAGGAGGGAGAAAAGAUGGCUGCCGCUGCAGAGCCCGCGGACAGGGCAAAGGUGGAGAAGCAGCUGGGCCUGCUGGACAGCAGAUGGGAGGCCUUGCUGGAGAAGGCUGAGGCCAGGAACCGUCAGUUGGAAGGUAUCUCGGUGGUAGCCCAGCUGUUUCAUGAAACCUUAGAACCGCUGAAUGACUGGCUGACGACCAUGGAGAAGAGGCUGGCGAACUGUGAACCCGUAGGAACCCAAGCAUCCAAACUGGAGGAGCAAAUUGCCCAGCACAAAGCCUUAGAAGAUGACAUCAUCAUUCACAGUAAACAUUUACACCAGGCUGUUAGCGCUGGCCAGUCCUUAAAGGUUUUGAGCUCCAGGGAGGAUAAGGAUAUGGUGCAGAGUAAACUAGACUCCUCGCAAGUGUGGUACAUUGAGAUUCAAGAGAGAAGUCACAGCAGGUCUGAGCUCCUCCAGCAGGCCUUAUGUAAUGCUAAGAUUUUCGGGGAGGAUGAAGUUGAGCUGAUGAACUGGCUGAACGAAGUGCACGGCAAGCUGGGCCAACUGCAGGUCCGGGAGUGCAGCCCCGAGGGACUGCGGAAACAGCAGGCCGAGCUUCGGGUUCUACAAGAAGACAUCAUGCUCAGGAAACAAAGUGUGGAUCAGGCGCAACUAAAUGGCUUAGAACUACUCAAACAAACCACAGGUGAUGAAGUUCUAGUCAUCCAAGAUAAAUUGGAAGUCAUUAAAGCAAGGUACAAAGACAUUACCAAACUGAGCAGCGAUGUGGCUGAGACUCUGGAGCAAGCCCUGCAGCUCUCCAGGCGGCUGCAUACCACACACGAGGAGCUGAGCACCUGGCUGGGCCAAGUGGAGGUGGAAAUGCUCUCCUUCGAGUCACAGGUCCCGAGAGCAGACGCGGGCCCGGUGCAGGCGAGACAGAAGGAGCUGAAGAAGGAAGUUAAGAACAACAAAGCCUUCCUGGACUCCCUGAAUGAAGUGAGCACCGCCUUGCUGGAGCUGGUCCCCUGGAGGGCCAGAGAGGGGCUGGAGAAGAUGGUAGCCGAGGACAAUGAGCGCUACCGGUUGGUGAGCAACUCCAUCACUCAGAAGGUGGAGGAGAUCGACGCCGCCAUUCUCCGGUCACAGCAGUUUGACCAGGCGGCUGACGCUGAGCUGUCCUGGAUCAGCAACACACAGAAGAGACUGGUGUCCCUGGGCGACAUCAGGCUGGAGCAAGACCAGACCUCGGCCCAGCUGCAGGCCCAGAAGACCUUCACCAUGGAGAUUUUGAGACACAAAGAUAUUAUUGAUGAGCUUGUAAAAUCUGGGCACCAAAUCAUGACCACAUGCACUGAAGAGGAAAAGCAAUCAAUGAAGAAAAAACUGGACAAGAUACUGAAAAACUAUGAUGCCAUCUGCCAGAUAAACUCAGAGCGGUAUCUGCAGCUCGAACGGGCACAGUCGCUGGUGAGCCAGUUCUGGGAGACAUACGAAGAACUCUGGCCGUGGCUGACAGAAACCCAAAGAGUGAUCUCUCGGCUUCCGGCCCCUGCUCUCGAGUAUGAAACGCUGAGGCAGCAGCAGGAGGAGCACCGGCAACUGCGAGAGCUGAUAGCGGAGCACAAGCCCCACAUCGAUAAGAUGAACAAGACGGGGCCCCAGCUGCUGGAGCUGAGCCCUGAGGAGGGCUUCUCUAUCCAAGAGAAGUACGUGGCCGCUGAUGCCCUUUACAGUCAAAUUAAAGAAGACGUCAAAAAGCGAGCUGUGGCCCUGGAUGAAGCGGUCUCCCAGUCGACCCAGUUCCAUGACAAGAUCGACCAAAUCCUGGAGAGCCUGACGCGCACAGCAGAGCGACUCCGGCAGCCACCGUCCAUCUCUGCGGAGGUUGAGAAGGUCAAGGAGCAGAUCAGUGACAACAAGAAUGUGUCCAUGGACAUGGAAAAGCUGCAGCCCUUGUAUGAGACGCUCAGGCAGAGGGGUGAGGACAUGAUUGCCAGGUCUGGAGGCCCCGACAAGGAUGUCUCUGCCAAAGCUGUGCAGGCUAAACUUGACCGCAUGGUUUCUGUCUGGGAGAACAUCCACGCGCUGGUGGAAGAACGGGAGGCCAGACUGCUGGACGUGAUGGAGCUGGCAGAGAAGUUUUGGUGCGAUCACCUGUCUCUGGUCGUUACCACUAAAGACACUCAAGACUUUAUCCGUGACCUGGAGACCCCCGGCAUUGACCCCUCCAUUGUGAAGCAGCAGCAGGAAGCCGCAGAGGCCAUCAGAGAGGAAGUGGAUGGGCUGCAGGAGGAACUGGCUGUGGUCAUUAGCCUGGGCUCUGAGCUCAUUGCUGCGUGCGGGGAGCCCGAUAAACCCAUCGUGAAGAAGAGUAUAGAUGAGCUAAAUUCAGCAUGGGACUCUCUAAACAAAGCUUGGAGGGACCGGAUCGACAAACUCGAGGAGGCCAUGCAGACUGCAGUUCAGUACCAGGAUGGACUACAGGCAGUCUUUGACUGGGUAGAUAUUGCGGGUGGGAAGUUAGCUUCGCUGUCUCCCAUCGGAACAGAUCUCGAAACUGUCAAGCAGCAGAUUGAAGAGUUAAAGCAAUUUAAGUCAGAGGCCUACCAACAACAGAUAGAAAUGGAAAGGCUGAACCAUCAGGCAGAACUUCUGCUGAAGAAAGUGACGGAAGAGAGUGACAAGCACACGGUACAGGACCCCUUGCUUGAGCUGAAGCUGAUCUGGGACAGCCUGGAUGAGAGGAUUGUCAGCAGACAGCACAAGCUGGAGGGCGCCCUCCUCGCGCUGGGUCAGUUCCAGCAUGCCCUGGACGAGCUGCUGGCCUGGCUGACACACACCGAGGGCUUGCUCGGUGAACAGAAGCCCAUUGGAGGGGACCCGAAAGCCAUUGAAAUCGAGCUUGCCAAGCACCAUGUGCUCCGGAAUGAUGUAUUCGCUCAUCAGUCCACCGUGGAGGCUGUGAACAAAGCAGGAAAUGAGCUCAUCGCAUCCAGCGCAGGCGAAGAAGCAAGCAGUCUCCAGCACAAGCUACAGGGUUUAAAUCAACGCUGGCAGAGUGUUUUGGAAAAAACAGAACAAAGAAAACAGCAGUUGGAUGGUGCAUUGCACCAGGCCAAAGGUUUCCAUGGUGAAAUUGAAGAUUUGCAGCAGUGGCUGGCUGACACGGAGCGUCACCUGUUGGCAUCCAAGCCUCUGGGUGGUUUACCAGAAACCGCCAAGGAACAGCUGGAUGCCCACACGGACAUCUGUACUGCCUUUGCUGCCAAAGAAGAAACGUACAGGAGUCUGAUGCAGAGGGGCCAGCAGAUGCUCACAGACUCUGCGGAGACCAACAUCAACCAAGACUUAACUCACCUGAAAGAGAAGUGGGAGUCAGUGGAGACCAAGCUCAAGGAGAGGAAAACUAAGCUGGAAGAGGCACUCAGCGUGGCCGUGGAGUUCCAUACCUCCCUGCAGGACUUCAUCAACUGGCUCACCCAGGCCGAGCAGACUCUAAACCUGGCUUCUCGGCCAAGCCUUAUCCUCGACACAGUCUUGUUUCAGAUUGAUGAGCACAAGGUCUUUGCCAAUGAAGUAAAUUCUCACCGGGAGCAGAUCGUAGAACUGGACAAAACUGGAACGCACCUGAAAUACUUUAGUCAGAAACAAGAUGUUGUCCUCAUCAAGAACCUUCUGAUCAGCGUGCAGAGCCGGUGGGAGAAUGUGGUCCAGCGGUUAGUGGAGAGGGGACGGUCCCUGGACGAGGCGAGGAAGCGGGCCAAGCAGUUCCAUGAAGCUUGGACUAAACUCAUGGAGUGGCUGGAAGAGUCAGAGAAGUCUCUGGAUUCGGAACUGGAGAUCGCAAAUGAUCCAGACAGAAUAAAGAGCCAGCUGGCCCAUCACAAGGAGUUUCAGAAGUCCCUUGGUGCCAAGCACUCGGUCUAUGAUACCACCAACCGCACCGGACGCUCCCUGAAGGAGAAAACUUCCCUGGCUGAUGACACCCUGAAACUGGACAACAUGCUCAGUGAGCUCCGGGACAAGUGGGACACCAUCUGUGGGAAAUCCGUGGAGAGACAAAACAAGCUGGAAGAGGCGCUGCUGUUUUCUGGACAGUUCACAGACGCACUGCAGGCCCUCAUUGAUUGGCUGUACAGAGUGGAGCCCCAGCUGGCCGAGGACCAGCCUGUCCAUGGAGACCUGGAUUUAGUGAUGAAUCUGAUGGAUAAUCACAAGGUCUUCCAGAAAGAGCUGGGGAAGAGAGCCAGCAGUGUGCAGGCGCUCAAGCGCUCAGCCCGGGAGCUGGUGGAAGGCAGUCGGGACGAUGCAUCGUGGGUCAAGGCACAGAUGCAGGAGCUGGGCGCGCGCUGGGACUCGGUGUGCGCGCUGUCUGUCUCCAAGCAGACGCGCCUGGAGGCGGCCCUGCGCCAGGCAGAAGAGUUCCACUCUGUGGUCCACGCGCUCCUGGAGUGGCUGGCCGAGGCCGAGCAGACCCUGCGCUUCCACGGCAUUCUCCCAGAUGAUGAAGAUGCUCUCCGGACUCUCAUGGACCAGCACAAAGAAUUCAUGAAGAAACUGGAAGAGAAACGAGCUGAGCUCGGCAAAGCCACCAGCAUGGGCGACGCUGUCCUGGCCCUCUGCCACCCCGACUCCAUCACCACCAUCAAGCACUGGCUCACCAUCAUCCGGGCCAGGUUUGAGGAGGUGCUGGCCUGGGCAAAGCAGCACCAGCAGCGGCUGGCAGGCGCCCUGGCCGGGCUCAUCGCUAAACAGGAGCUGCUAGAGGCGCUGCUGGCCUGGCUGCAGUGGGCCGAGACCACACUCAGUGACAAGGACAAAGAGAUCGUCCCUCAGGAGAUCGAGGAGGUGAAGGCACUCAUCGCUGAGCACCAGAUGUUCAUGGAAGAAAUGACGAGAAAACAGCCUGAUGUUGACAAAGUCACGAAGACGUACAAGCGGAGAGCAGCCGGACCUUCCUCCUUGCAGUCCCACAUCCCUGUCUUGGAGAAGGGACGGGCAGCAAGAAAACGCUUGGCCGCAUCAAGCUUCUACCCCUCGGCAUCGCAGACCCCGAUCGAAACCAAGAAUCCCCGAGUGAACUUGCUGGUGAGCAAGUGGCAGCAGGUCUGGCUCCUGGCCCUGGAACGGAGGAGGAAGCUCAACGAUGCCCUGGACAGGCUAGAGGAGCUGAGAGAAUUUGCCAACUUUGAUUUUGAUAUCUGGCGGAAAAAAUACAUGCGGUGGAUGAACCACAAGAAAUCUCGAGUGAUGGAUUUCUUCCGGAGAAUCGACAAAGACCAGGAUGGGAAGAUCACGCGGCAGGAGUUCAUUGAUGGGAUCCUCGCCUCAAAAUUCCCCACCAGCCGACUGGAGAUGAGCGCAGUUGCAGACAUCUUUGACCGUGAUGGGGAUGGGUACAUUGACUACUACGAGUUCGUGGCUGCCCUGCACCCAAAUAAAGAUGCAUACAAGCCCAUCACAGACGCUGACAAAAUCGAGGAUGAGGUCACGAGGCAGGUGGCUAAGUGUAAGUGUGCAAAACGAUUUCAAGUUGAACAGAUUGGGGACAACAAGUACAGGUUUGGAGAUUCCCAGCAGCUGCGACUGGUGCGGAUCCUGCGGAGCACCGUGAUGGUUCGUGUUGGAGGCGGGUGGAUGGCGCUGGACGAGUUCUUGGUGAAAAAUGACCCUUGCCGGGCUAAAGGAAGGACCAACAUGGAGCUGCGUGAGAAGUUCAUCCUGGCAGACGGCGCCAGCCAGGGCAUGGCCGCGUUCCGCCCUCGGGGGCGCAGGUCGCGGCCUUCGUCGCGGGGAGCCUCCCCCAACAGAUCCACGUCGGUGUCCAGCCAGGCCGGGCAGGCAGCUUCCCCGCCAGCCCCCGCCACGAGCACGCCCAAGAUUCUCCAUCCUUUAACACGCAAUUAUGGUAAACCAUGGUUGACAAACAGCAAAAUGUCAACUCCUUGUAAGCCAGCAGAGUGCUCAGACUUUGCCGUGUCAUCUGCAGAGGGCACCCCCAUCCAGGGCAGCAAGCUGCGCCUGCCCGGGUACCUGUCAGGGAAGGGCUUCCACUCCGGGGACGACAGCGGCCUCCUCACCACCGCAGCCGCCAGGGUCCGGACGCAGUUUGCCGAGUCCAAGAAGACCCCCAGCCGGCCCGGCAGCCGCGCGGAAAGCAGAGCCGGAAGCAGGGCCGGCAGCCGCCGCGGCAGUGACGCCUCCGACUUUGACAUUUCCGAGAUCCAGUCCGCGUGCUCAGAGGCAGAGGCCACCCCCCCCACGCCCAGGCCUACGCCACGCGCCGGCCCCCGGCCCUCCAAGAUCCCCACGCCCCAGAGGCGGCCGCCCGCCAGCAGACCGGACAAGGCCUCCAAGAGAUAGUGCAGCCAGCCCCACCCCCAGCAAUGAUCACCGGAGUGUGAAUGAUGUAAAGUAGGGCGUAGAGAUUACUGUGACAUACUGCAAGAGGAGAGUUUAAAGUUCUGCAGACGGCCUUAUUUGUGUAUCUGUCUUUUUAUUUGGUCUGCAUCCCUCGUGGUCAGACGCACUGGGGUUCAAGUCACAUCCUGUGUGACAGGAAGGGUGCGUGGAGCGGGCCACCCGCACAGCAGGUAAGUCUCGGCCUCCCCGACAGCCGCGACGCUGCGCCACGCUGCUCCGCAGGAAAGAUACCUCAGGAUGAUUCCUCGUUUCUCUUGGAAAUGCCAAAGUGUGGACAGAAAGACAACCAGGGAUAUCUUUUGAGAUGACUUCAGUGUCGAUCACGACACGUGCGCACUCGUGCCCGGCCGGCUGCCCAUGUCCGUGCGGGCCCUGCCCUCCACCUCUGAAGCUAUGCACAGCUCUCGUGUGCACGCGCGUGGCCGCGAGGUUGCUCUCGCUUGAAUGGACAGUAGCACCUGGAUCAUGGAACUCACCUUGUAGUGAAGCAGUUUUGCUUGCAGAAAAACAAAAAGCUAUGAAAUAAAACAUGUCCCUAACUA